Molecule: messenger RNA, 780 nt
Organism: Venustampulla echinocandica
Lineage: Eukaryota; Fungi; Ascomycota; Leotiomycetes; Helotiales; Pleuroascaceae
Product: TATA-box binding protein
Exons: 4
Coding region: 1-780 (259 amino acids)
Biological process (GO): DNA-templated transcription initiation
Molecular function (GO): RNA polymerase II general transcription initiation factor activity; DNA binding
Source: RefSeq, a predicted model, not a curated record
AUGGAUCAGAUUCAAACACACCCUUCCAACGCGGCGCAGGCGCAAACUUUCAUCGCCCCCGGCUCGCUGUCAUUCCCAGGUGGUGCUGGUGAACUGACCCCGCCAUCGGAAGUUGAGAGGUUGAAUGGUCAGAAGCAGGCGAAUGGUCAACCACCAGUGGCGCAAGCUCAAAGUGGCAACGGGGUGGCUCCCGCGACUCCUGCUGCGACCCCAGGUACCACCGCAACGACGGGUGUGAGCGGCAUCGUCCCAACCUUGCAAAACAUCGUUGCCACGGUCAAUCUUGAUUGCCGCUUGGACCUGAAGACGAUCGCCCUGCAUGCGAGGAACGCUGAAUAUAACCCAAAGCGUUUUGCGGCGGUCAUCAUGCGUAUUCGUGAACCCAAGACCACCGCCCUGAUCUUCGCCUCCGGCAAGAUGGUCGUUACCGGGGCGAAGUCAGAGGACGAUUCGAAGCUAGCAUCACGAAAGUAUGCGCGCAUCAUUCAAAAACUCGGCUUCAACGCCAAGUUCACCGACUUCAAGAUCCAGAACAUCGUCGGCUCCUGCGACAUCAAGUUCCCGAUCCGUUUGGAAGGCCUUGCGUCCCGCCAUCACAAUUUCAGCUCUUACGAACCUGAGUUGUUCCCGGGUCUCAUCUACAGAAUGAUCAAGCCCAAGAUUGUGCUCCUGAUCUUCGUCAGCGGCAAGAUCGUCUUGACAGGCGCGAAAGUUCGAGAGGAGAUCUACCAAGCCUUUGAAAUGAUCUACCCGGUGCUUCAAGACUUCAAGAAAGUCUGA